CUACCCCAAAAAGCAGAGGAUGGAUUCCCAAUUUCAUUCGCAAAAAUAACUCAGAAAGAGCUGGCUAGAGGUGGCAAAAACGGAUGGCGAACAUCUGCUUAGUUAAUAUAAAGUGGGUUUAGUUGUUGUUUUUAAUGAUAACUAGAAAGUUCUUAUCUAAAUAGGCGGAUGGGUGACUACCAUUCUCGGCGCUUCCAUGUGAGAAGACGAUGAAGAAUUUCAGCAGCAGUCCCCGUCUAAAGAAUCACACCGCGAAUCACAGCAGCAGAGAUCCGAACAACAGGAAGGGAUUCUGGUUAUCGACUCUUGGGCUUCGAUGCUCCUUACGCGAUUAUGCUUUCUGUAUGGCUACACUGUUUCUUUUCUGUCUUGGUUCAAUCUUUUAUCAGCUGAACGGAGGACCCCCUAAAGUUCUGCUGGAAAUCAGGCAAUAUCUUGGAGAAUCCACUUUUGUUGAUGACCACGGGCCCCUUGUACCAAGGGUGCUGCCGUUUCCAAGUCAGGUGAUCUACAACAGGGUGGGCAAGUGUGGAAGUCGGACAGUCGUUCUGCUGCUGAGGAUUCUAGCAGAAAAGCACCAGUUUAACCUGGUGUCCUCUGACAUUCAUAACAAAACCAGACUCACAAAGCAUGAGCAGGUGGAGUUGAUGAGAAACAUCAGCACUAUUCCGCAGCCUUUUCUGUACACCAGACAUGUUCAUUAUCUCAAUUUUACAAGGUUUAGGAUAGAGCAGCCUGUCUACAUAAACAUCAUCAGGGAUCCCAUUAACCGUUUCCUGUCCAAUUACUUUUUUCGGCGUUUUGGGGACUGGAGAGGAGAACAGAAUCAUUUGGUCCGCACACCCCAGAUGAAAGAGGAGGAGAGAUAUCUGGACAUUAAUGUUUGCAUCAUGGAGAACUACCCAGAGUGCUCUAACCCUCGCCUUUUCUACAUUGUUCCAUACUUCUGUGGACAGCACCCUCAGUGCAGGGAGCCAGGUUUUUGGGCUCUAGAGAGGGCCAAACUAAAUGCUUUGGAGAACUUCCUCCUUGUUGGUAUUCUGGAGGAGUUGGAGGAUGUAUUGCUCCUGCUGGAGAGACUCCUACCUCAUUACUUCAGUGAUGUCCUGACCAUCUACAAGAGUCCAGCAUUCUGGAAAAUGGGGAACCUUACAGGCACUGUAAAGAAGCACAUGCCCAGUCUAGAGGCCCUGCAGGUGCUUUACCAAAGAAUGAAGUACGAGUAUGAGUUUUACAACUUCAUUCGUGAUCAGUUCCAUCUCACAAAGAAGAAAAUUGGACUUAAGUCCACCUCUCAGAACUCUGGUCAUGAACCUGACUUCCUCCGUGAGCUUGCCCUCAGGACUCAUGACCCUUUGGAAGAGGAGGAGGAAGAGGAGGAGGAGGAGGAGGAAGAAGAGGAGGUGGGUCAAGAGGAUGCCAACAUUUGGUUGGUUCAUCCCUGAGUGUCGCCAUGGAUAUCUAAGCAUGGCAGAAAUAUCAUAAGCUUGAUGUAUGUCCAUUCUAGAGACAUUCCCAGGAAAAAAUGGGUGUAUAAUUGUGAGCCCCGUGUUUUUAACGGGAUGGACACUCUGCCCUCUCAGGAGCAGCUCAGGAGGGUCUGAAAAGUUUUAUUUAAGGAACUGACAAUUAUGGCUCAAAUGAUUUUGUUAAAGAGUUCAUGCAAUAGCAUCAGCAUAUUUCAUAUGUUCAUGUAUGAAAGAAAUCUGUUGCAUAGUUUUGGUCAUUUCCUGGUGAGAUGGAACAAGAUUUGGAUUACAGGGAUGCAAUCCCUAAAUUGUCUGAAUGGAAGGAAGAACUAAAUGUGGUACAGUAUAGAAGAAUCUGAAGUUCUAUGGAUGAAGUGAUUUUAUCCAAUAGUCUACUCCGUACCUGGAACCUGGGUGACCUCAGACUGCACACAUCAGCUGAAGAGAUGCACACCUACACACCACAAACAUUUACAGACAAAACGAUGGAGGCAAAUGAGGAUAACAGCAGCCUUUGUGAGUCAAAGUGCCAAACCACAAAGUGCCAGAGAUUAUUGCAAUAAACCUAGAAGCUGUAGAUCUGCUGUUGCUGUAAUCAACCAACCAAUCAACAACAAUACAAGUGAUAUAAGAGCACUAAUAAUAUCUGAUCAUAUCGUUGUUGGUCAUUUCCUCCUCUGGUUUCAGAAACCUGCUGCAACUCUGUGCCAGAACUUCACUGCUAGUUGUUUUGGAAGGAUCUUAUCUUUUGGACAAGUAAACUGUUGUACAGUGAACCAAACACUUUUUGAAUGUCUACAGGAUGUUUAAGUCAAUUGUAGCACACUGUUUAUCAACAUUUUUUAAUGUGUGUUAAUAAUCUUUCGCCCUCUUCAUUUUGUCAAAUGUAGUGUGUUUUCACCAAAAAAAAAAAAAAAAAGAUCAAA
Molecule: messenger RNA, 2395 nt
Organism: Xyrauchen texanus (razorback sucker)
Lineage: Eukaryota; Metazoa; Chordata; Actinopteri; Cypriniformes; Catostomidae
Product: uronyl 2-sulfotransferase-like
Exons: 8
Coding region: 210-1445 (411 amino acids)
Cellular component (GO): membrane
Molecular function (GO): sulfotransferase activity
Source: RefSeq, a predicted model, not a curated record